This is a messenger RNA of Penicillium subrubescens, 369 nucleotides long. RefSeq lists its product as uncharacterized. The record is from RefSeq and is a predicted model, not a curated record. The transcript is spliced from 3 exons. Bases 1 to 369 code for a protein of 122 amino acids. NCBI's taxonomy places the organism in Eukaryota, Fungi, Ascomycota, Eurotiomycetes, Eurotiales, Aspergillaceae.
AUGCACACCCUCAAGUAUGUCCUUCUCGCCAUCUCUGGUGCAAGCCUUGUCUUCGCCAGUGCACCCCCGACUUUGACAAAACGCGCAUCCUGGGUUGCAGCUUUCUACAAAUUGCUCCAAAUCCGUCUCCCGGGAAAAGUCGUCGGCUCCGGUGAAAGAGCCUGCAGUCCUGUCGACGGUGCUGAUUGUUUGAAUGGAAGCCCGGACUUUCGUAGCGGAUACAUGGUCUGUGCCUAUCAUGGGGCGAAUUGUGAUGGAUGGAGGACGGGUCUGGGUGACUCGGGGCUCUCUGGGCAUGCUGUUAUUUAUGAGAAUGGCUACGUUCAGUCUAUUAACUCGUAUAAGGUUAUUUCGUCUGGGUCGUGCUAA